UCGUACAGUCUCAUCUAUGUUGUUUUAUCUUGAAAGGCACCGCCGGAAACAUUCGUAUGUACUUUGUUGCAUUUGACACACUUGAGUUGAGGAGGAGUCCGUUUCUUCCCAAGUUUUGGAAAUACUUGUCGAGGUCAAACAGCUGCGGUUAUCAUGCUUUUUUGGUCGCAUAGGCAUCUUUAAAGACCGUCCAUAGUUUUUCUUGAAGUAAUAACAUAAUGUGCGUCAGAAACGCAUCUCUACUUAUUGUUUCUCAGGGAAAAGCCAUGGAAAUGUUUUCAUUUCAACCGCGGCGACAUCAGAAAUGCAGUCAGUUAGCUAACGGCUCUCCUCGGUGAGAGCAGCACACCAAAUAGAUGCUUCAGGUACAUUUUAUCGCGGAGAGGGUCACAAUAUGGUCUUUUUUCAUGACUAUCCAGGUUUCAUGUUGGUUUCCAACUCCUCUGUAUUCCCGUUGGUGUCAUGAUGUCAUCGGCACACGUGAAACGCGUGCCGGUGUGUUGGAGUACGGGGCUGGAUAUUGUAAUGGUAACGUUACCUCUCAGGCUGCGUCUUGGUACACGACACCACCAUCACAUCCUGUUUCGGAGAACCGUGGGUGUCAGAGCCUCUCUAGUAUCCAUGUAACUCAACAUGACCCUGGUGGGAAAUCAGAAGAGCUGAUGCUGCUUAAAAUGGAUGGUACAAUGGAAACAUAUGAGCCUGUGGUGUUUUCUGCAGAGGGGCCUCUCUCUUCUUCGGCCCCUGCUGGCCCAUGGGAACACUCCUUUUACACUUCAUUUAGAUACAUGUCAAACAUCUUACACUUUCGGGGCCGCAGAAGCACACUCACCAGAUACAUCCCCGGCCACACUCUGCCUCAGGUUCAGAGUGUGGCGCCUCCAUCCGCAUUUGGGGUCAAGUUUCAUAAGUGCGCACAGGCAAAGCUUGACACCGAUCCUCCUCAGCUGACAUUCUUCCUGCUGAUUCACAACAUGAGCCCAGUAGGUGGCACCAACCUGUCUCAGGUGGCUAUUCGGGACUCCAUAUCUGGAAUAGUGCCCCUGAAAACUGAGGGCAAGGUUGUGGAAAGAGGUUACCAGACAUUUGCCAUCGAUUCACUGGCUGCUGGAUCCCAAAUUGUUGUCAAUUAUACUGCACACAUAAGGAGUCAUAAGAGCGAAGUCUUGAACCUUCCAGCUUUUCUCACCUUCUCUAACGCCUCACAGAAUGAUGUCAGCAUGUUUGGCCCAUUAACAGCUAAUCUAACACUGAGGGUGAAUUCAACUGAUAGGAUUUAUCCUAACCAUGGUGUCCAUUUUGCUGGAUUUGUUGGUGGGUUCUUUGUAAGUUUGAUGCUGUUGUCACUGGGGUUUCUGGCCAUGAACCUGAUAGGUCUCAGAACCAGACUGAGCCUUCUUCAGCAAAUGAGAAACAGAGGUGAUUCAGACCCAGAGUAUGCAGACUGCAACAUGAGCGAGACCGUCAAAGACGAGGCAACAUUUGAAGACAAGAUGGUGGACAUCAUGGUGCUGGAGGAUCCGCAAAACAUGUACCAGGCUUUGGAGAACCUUGAAAUGUCUACACUGCUGCGUGCCACCAAUAACCUGGAGGCUACCCGGAUUCAGAUCUACAAGGACGUGAUGUCGUCCUUGUUGGGUGGCCUGCGGUCUCGGGGCCAGGCCAGUGCUCAGGCCCAACAGAGGCUGCUCAGCGUGCUCCACGGACAGCUGCUGGGCAUGGAGGGUCGGCUGAAGGAGGAGCGAGGGGCCCGCAUGGCUGCCCUUGCUGGCCAGUGUAACCUGGAGACUCGGGAAGAGAUGGAAGCAGAGCACUGCAGGGAAGCUGCUGAGAAAGCCCAAGCGGAGCUGCUGUGUCAACAUGCAGAUCAACAGGAGCUCCUCCAGUGCAGUGUCCUCCUGGAGAAGCUGCACAAGCUGAGCCAGAGUCAGCUCCAGCGCAUCCUGUUGGUCCGACAUGAAGAGGCCUCAGCCAAGGUCCAAAGGCAGAUCAUUGAGUGGCGCCGGGUUGAACUCCACAAGAUCUUCUCUGAGGAACUGGAGGAGGCCACAAGGAUGGGCGAGUUGGAGAAGAGCACAGCUAAGAGUCUUCAGCACAAUUACUUUGCCUGUCAGGAUCAGCUAGAAGAGGUGCUGGAUGUGGUCCUUGCCAAUCAGCGCUAUGUGCUGGCUGAACGCCAUGCACAGAGGAAGUUCCUGGUGCACAGCCUCCACAGCCUUAAUAGCCUGAUUUCUGACACCUUCUCCAGCACCUCCAGCAAUUUGGACAGCUGGUUCACUCACAUCAGAAGAGGGAGCACAGUGUCUGCUGAGCAGAUAGACCAGCUGCAGGAGAAAGCCCAGAAAGAGCUGGUGAUAGUGAGGCAGAGACUGGACGAGGCACUGAGCCAAGAGAGGAGAGCCAUGCGCUGUGGACUGAUUAAGAAAAGAAGAGAGCUCAUCUCUGAGUUGCUGAGGGUCCACAAGCAGAGACAGAAAGAUCUGUCGGACCUGUCUAAGGGUCUGGAGGAAAGGAUGGAGGUGGCCCAACACCUGCACUGUUGGCAGAACUUACUGACAGCUCACAACUUGGAGCUAGCUGAGCUCAUCAACAACCUAGAUGAAGAGGCUGCUGCUGACAUCCGCAAGAUGACCAUGCGUGUGAUCCAGGGUGCCAUAGCAGAGGUCAAAGCCAUCCAGCCUUCCGCAACCCAAACCCUGCUCACACUCUCACCUCCAGGGAUGCAACGCUCCCUGCUGCAGGUAGAACCAGAGGCAGCGUCAGGGCAGUCCCAGGGACAAGGAGCGAGCACUCUCCUGCAGGGCCAGGAGAGGUUGCACCAGGAAGGCAAGGCUGCCUUACACACCCUCAGCUGCACCAGGGAGGCUCUGCAGGAAGCCAUGGAGAGAGAGCUGCAGGAGCAGAGGCAGCUCAGGGAUCACUGCAGAGCUUUCUUCAGGUGUUUGUGCUUGUCCCAGCUGACUCUGUCUGAGGAUGACAGGCUGAGGAUGAAACUAGAGUUCCAGAAGUGUCUGUCUGUGAUGGACCGCUGCCUUGUGCUGCCUCACGCCAUCUCCAGAACUAAACUCCACACUGCUCUAGAGGCUUGGAGAAAAGACAGCGAGCAACAGAUGAUGAAACCACAAUCCAAGGGGAAAACCAGCGAGGCCAGACAGAAAACAGACACAUCUGACCUGCUCCAUUUCCAGAAAAAGCUCAAGGACAGAAUACAACUGUUUGAGAAGGAGAAGGAAAUGGAGAGUGGUGCAAUGAAAAAGGUGAUGGAGGAGAUGGGGAGGGAGAGAGAGGAUGAUCUGCGCUCUCAGGCGGACAGUUUGGCGAUGCAGAUGGCUACCAUCCACUACCAGAAGGCUGAGAGGAGAACCAAGGUCUUGGAGACCUCCAGAGCCAUGCUGACUCUGCACAGCCUGCUAAUUCAUCAACUCAGAGAGAGAAAGAGCCUUGAGAGACAAGACAUGGCCCAAAGUAUACAAAGCCACUGCUUGGGCCUAGAGGAAGCAGAACAACAGCUUCAGAAGGAGAGGACUGAUUUCGACAGCCUGGAAAUAUCUCCUCUCAGACUCAAGACAAAUCAAACACACCGAGACAACUCCGAUGAAGGAGAUGAGGGCAGUGAGGAGGAGAGACUGUUUCAGCUACGGCAGGAUUGCAGGAUGGUGUUCAUCCUCCAGGAGGCACUCUACAAGUGCAAUCAGGUCAUCACGCUGUUGGCUGAGAGGUUGCAAGAGACGACUGCCAACAGUCAAGCCACAGAAUAUUUGAAAGAACAGAUGGAGCUCAAGAGACUGUAUGCAAACUGUGACCAGGACCUGGAGUUUGCAUCUCAGCUGGUGAAGCAGAGUCAGGUGUCUGCUGAGCUUCUCCUGGAGACCCUGCGUCUUCUCCUCCCAACCCUGCCUGAAAGUGAACUCCUUUCCAUCACUGACGCCCUCUGCCCCAAACAGCACCCUGCCUCAACGUCUGCAGAGCAGGAACACGCGGGGUGUGCCGCGGGGUCUAAUCGACUUCUUCCUGUCAAACUGAGGGAAGACGUGGUGUAUAAAAGUAUGCCAAAUAUGCCAAGCUUCUCUGUGGAAAGACAGAGACUCCAGGAAAAGAGGCAAAAUCUGAUGGAAAAACUGCUCCCCAGUUCCCAUCUCCCGGUUCCAAAAGAUGUUGCACCACUGGCGGUAGAAGAGAAAGGAAAAGAGGACAGUUUUACUAAAGCACAACCGUCUAUUUAUAAAUCAACCACGACCGAAAGCACAGUGACACAGCAGCACAGUGACACUAUAGAAGAAAGGGUCAUGGACGCAGUGAAUGAAACAUUACGCAGCUCAGCGCUCUCUGCCAGCACUGCGGUGGGCAGCCUUGCUACAGGGGAAAGGUUGUUUGUGUUUCGGGAUCCACCUGAAUCGCUCGACAGCACGUAUGCCCCCAAGAGGAAAAGGAAGAGGAACUUUCUUAAUCUGAAGAAAGGCUCAGUGGCUCCAACAAACAUACCUUGAGAUUUAAAAAAAACAUGUAAUUUUGCCAGUUUCUCUUCUGUCUCCAUAAUGAUGGUACUUUGAUGUAUGAUAGCACUAAAACCCAAAAUAAACUAAUAGCUUUGAUAUGUAGCACAAAAAAAUAGAACAUUUUCUGUACUUUCCAUGUUUUAUGUAGCAUUCAACUCUGUUUUUAAGUAAAGACAGCUGAUUUUAAACUGUUUCCAGUUAUUUCUUUGCUUAGUACUUCAAAUUGUUUAUAGGCAGUAUCAUUUGCAAGGUCCUACAGGGGUGGUAUGACCUUGACACACAGGUCAUGUUUUUGUCUUGAAUUGCCAUUUUUUAAAUGGUCAACUAAUCUACAGACUCAUAUAUUUUGAAAAGCUUACACUUUUCAAGUGAAACUCCUGUCUGUAGUAGUGUCAAGUACAUAUCUUCUAAAAAUCAGUGCCAAAGACUCUACUGUAUACAUGUUCAAAACUGUAGACACUGGGCCCCAUCUGAGGUUUUGUGGUUUCCUGUGAAGACUAUAAUUUUACACUCGAGAUACACACACUGAUGUUUUCAAAUUCAAAACUCCACCUGAGCCUAAAACAUUUUCUUGUAUCUUACUGAAACAGCAGUGCUGCAAGUCCUCCUCUUCACUGUUUGGAACAGUGUUGACUGCACACGCAGCUGGAAGCAGUCCCGAGCAGCGCCAGCAGAGUUAUCCGACAUGAGGCUGGGACUGGUGUGUUUCCUCAGCUUUGUGUGGCUGUCGGAGUGCGCGCCUCCGACCUGCUACUCUAGAGCGCUCGGCCUGAGCAAAGAAAUAAUGGAUCUGCUGGACAAAAUACACACCCUCAAUCGUACG
Thunnus maccoyii (southern bluefin tuna) is the source of this 5319-nucleotide messenger RNA. Its product is annotated as limbin-like. The transcript has 24 exons. Gene Ontology annotation, cellular component: ciliary membrane; plasma membrane protein complex. Gene Ontology annotation, biological process: smoothened signaling pathway. The record is from RefSeq and is a predicted model, not a curated record. NCBI's taxonomy places the organism in Eukaryota, Metazoa, Chordata, Actinopteri, Scombriformes, Scombridae. The coding region runs from base 357 to 4487 and encodes 1376 amino acids.